UGCGGUCAACACACGAAAUCACGGGGUCACUUCAGUAGUACCGCCCGGCGGGAGUAGUUUAAAGUCAAAACAAGCGCUUCCGAGCAGCUGUGCGUCAGCAUCAUUUGGGUCACGUGACGGAGGACCUGUCUCAGCUAUGGAUGAGCAAGCUGCGGUAGCUAGCAGCGGGACUGUGCAUAGAGUGUUAUCAGCUGUUGGCGUUCGUGGUCUGGCCAGCAGCGUGUGGAGCUACGUAGACUACAUGAGCAGGUGGUGCUGGGUCCCCAGCUGGUUGCCGCCAUGGUGUCCUACAUCUCAGAAACAGCUUCAGGCUGCAGAGGAGAGGAUGCUGCAUUGCAUCAGGGCAGCUUUUACCAGACAGUUUGUCCCCAUCUCUGACGGUAACCGUCUGUGGACGCUGACCUUCUGCAGCGAUGCUGUUGAAGACAAAACUCCGGUGGUUCUGCUGCAUGGAUUUGGAUGCGGCGUGGGCUUUUGGGCACAGAACUUGGAUGCUUUGUCACAGCACCGGCCUGUCUUUGCCCUGGACAUGUUGGGCUUCGGCCAGAGCACCAGACCUUUGUUCUCCACAGACCCCCGGGAAGCUGAGGAUCAGUUUGUGGAGUCUAUUGAACAGUGGAGAGCAGAAGUGGGCCUUGAAUCUGUGAUCCUGUUAGGCCACAACCUGGGAGGCUUCCUGGCUGUGUGCUAUUCUAUGAAGCAUCCUCACAGAGUGAAACAUCUCAUACUGGUGGAGCCGUGGGGACUUCCUGAAGCCCAGGAGAUGACAGAAGCUGACCGGCCCAUCCCAGCUUGGAUCAAAGCCCUGGGGGCCAUGUUCAGUCCCUUCAACCCCUUGGCUGGCUUGAGACUGGUGGGACCUCUGGGUCCAGCGCUGGUGCAGACCCUGAGACCCGACUUCAAGAGGAAGUUCUCCUCUCUGUUCACAGACAACACAGUUUCAGAUUACAUCUAUCACCUCAAUGUGCAGUCCCCCAGUGGAGAAACCGCCUUUAAGACUAUGACCGGUUCCUGUGGCUGUGCCAAGAGGCCGCUGCUGCCGAGGAUGGACCAGCUGCAUCCCGCCAUCCCCAUCACCGUCAUCUACGGCUCCCGCUCCAGCAUCGACAGCAACUCGGGCAGCGCCGUCAGACAGAUGAGACCCGCGUCUCACGUGGAGGUCAUCACCACGCGUGGAGCUGGACAUUACGUGUACGCGGACCAGCCUGAAGACUUCAACCACCGAGUUUUACUCGUGUGUGAGGAGGUGGACAGGAGCAGAAAUGAGCCUCAGGAGAAGAAGGGGAGCUAGACUGCUGCACGCUACGUUAGCCGCUGCUGUGGAACCUCAGGAUGUCUCAAAUGAACAAAGACCGGAGAUGUUUUUAUUCAGGAACACGAAAAUUGAACUGUUCAUAGUGACUCGUUCACCAGGACAUGACGAAGGUCCAGUUUAACAGUUAGCACUUGAGUUCCUAGCAGCCUGGAUGGUUUUGGACCCACAGGUUCGUUAGCUGACUCAGUCAUAAAGAUUCUAAAUCCAUCCUGUCUGAAAGUCUUAAUCUGCCGUAUUUCCGAGCGUCCCUGAAUGCAUCAUUACUGGAGCUGCACUAGCUGCAGUUGCGGUGCUUCACACACCUAGCUUUGUUGUUGCCCUGUGAUGUUUGAACGCCGCUGUCCUGUUUAGUCUGCCGUCUGAUGCCAACGGCGCCGUGUAACGCUUACGUUGUUCAGACUGAUUACUUCCUGUUCGGUGUCGCUGGUUUAUGGUUUAAGGAUGUUCUACAAGCUGUUUAUUAGUCUGAGAUGUUUAUGUGUAACCACACACACACACACACACACACACACACACACACACACACACACACACACACACACACACACACACACACUCUCUAGCCUAAGCUCUAGGUGACUGUUACUAAGAGAACUGAUCGGGAAUCGAGUCACCACCCUGAGUCUGGCUGACGGUGACUUGUGUUGUAAGAGUCGCCCCCUGCUGGCUCAUCUGUGAUGUUUAGUUCACAUAUUUACUUUUUCAUUCGGAUGUUUUCCUAAAUAUUCAAACUGGAGGAGUUUUUCCAGUUUCAGGUCUUGUGUGAGGUCGUCACGCUGGUGAACAGUUACAGCUGCAAUAGAACACCGUUACUACUGUGGCUGCGAUGGUGAACUCCCUCUAGGGUUCUGCAGCCCCCCAAGGCCCUUCAGUACACACACAUUCACACUCUGGCGGUGAUGAUGCCCCGGAGCAUACUGCCAAACACGCCACUGGUCCUUCUGACCACCACCAGCAGGUAAGGGGGGUGACGUGUCUUGCCCAAGGGCACUAUGACAGGGUGAGAGGGACUUGAUCUCUCAACCUUCUGGCUAUGAGACGGACACGUAACUCCUCUGACAGCGGUGCCCCUAUGCAGCUCAUCACCGCCAGCAAGUGUGUGUGUGACUCCGGUCUGAUCUAGGUUUUAUAGAACUGGUCAGCAAACGUACUGCUUGUCCAGCUUGUUUAAAUAAAGUUUUAUUUGACUCGUU
Nothobranchius furzeri (turquoise killifish) is the source of this 2508-nucleotide messenger RNA. RefSeq names its product abhydrolase domain containing 5, lysophosphatidic acid acyltransferase a (gene abhd5a). Gene Ontology annotation, molecular function: carboxylic ester hydrolase activity; lysophosphatidic acid acyltransferase activity. The record is from RefSeq and is a predicted model, not a curated record. NCBI's taxonomy places the organism in Eukaryota, Metazoa, Chordata, Actinopteri, Cyprinodontiformes, Nothobranchiidae. Gene Ontology annotation, biological process: phosphatidic acid biosynthetic process; positive regulation of triglyceride catabolic process; negative regulation of triglyceride storage. Gene Ontology annotation, cellular component: lipid droplet; mitochondrion.